Microbotryum saponariae is the source of this 744-nucleotide messenger RNA. Lineage: Eukaryota; Fungi; Basidiomycota; Microbotryomycetes; Microbotryales; Microbotryaceae. The record is from the annotation of a GenBank genome assembly.
AUGGUCCGCCUCAUCACGCACAACCUGCUCUCGUGCCCGUCCAAGCUGUGCAGCUACCCGACCAACUUUCCGCUCCAGUUCCGCAACGUCUCGCGGAUCGAGCUGAUCGACCAGGACUUUAACGAGCACUUUGUCCGCGGCUUCCUCAGUCGGUUGGAGUGGCACGCCUUGUGCACGAGUGCCCAACAGGUCAGUGUAUAGAUUCCCAUCUGGGUCACAAGAUCGCCAGACUGUAAGAGGCCGCACGCAAGAGCAGCGAUACAUACGUCCCGGAGAGAGCCGAGCAACGGUCGACCCCACCUUUCACUUCUUGGACUCGCUCAAAUUCAUCAGUUGGAACCCAUUGGAAAGAAUCCCUUUUAGUGCGAGCCCAUGCUCAUUCCUCCCCCCCCCCCCCCCCCUGCUCCUCUCCCCAAAAGCUCGGCGACACUUCGCUCCCGGCCGAACGACCCGACUUUGACGACCCACAAGCCGUACCUCUCGACCUCAUCCAAAAACUGCACCACGUAUUACUCGAAGUGAGCAGCCCAUCCUGAAGCCUUAUCAAAACAUGAAAACAUAAAAAAAAACCGCUCUGAAACCAUUUGACCGAAUACUGUUCUCCACCAGAUCGUCGUCAUCGACGGCGAAAUGGUGUGCCCCUCCCCCGCCUGUGGCCACAUCUUCCUCAUCAAGGACUCGAUCCCCAACAUGGUACGUCAUCCGGUCCCCCCCCUAUCAUUCAUCAUUCUCGCUCGCCGCUGA